AUGAGUCGGGCGGGGCACGAUCGCGCAUUGUGGGCAGGGAGGCUGGGGUUCCGUCAGGACACACUCCUGGCACCGCCAGCUGCUCUCUGGCCCCUGAUGGUGGCCCACCAGGACAAUGCCCCCACAGCCAUCUCGUGCCCAUCACCACUGCCACUGGGCAGCCGAACUGAGGAGAGAGGUGCCACGCUGCCCGACACCCCUCUGCUGCACCCCUAGGGGUGCCACUGCUAAGUGCUCAGAGCCCUGCAGCCCGCCCUCGUCUGCAGGGGCUCCGCCCAGGGCCCUGCCACACACACCGUGGAGCUACCCCUCUGGCUCCCCGCACCCCUGCCUCCAGCUCCUGCUGCUGCUGCUGCUGUCCCCACCACCACUGCCCUUGACUGGCACUCAUCGCUUCUCGGCACCCAACACCACCCUCAACCACUUGGCGCUGGCACCCAGCCAGGGCACGCUCUAUGUCGGCGCCGUGAACCGCCUCUUCCAGCUCAGCACCGAGUUGCAGCUCCAGGCUGUGGCUGUCACCGGCCCUGUCAUCGACAGUCCCGACUGUGUGCCUUCCCGUGACCCGGCCGAGUGCCCGCAGGCUCGGCUCACUGACAAUGCCAACCAGCUGCUGCUGGUGAGUGGCCGGGCCCAGGAGCUGGUGGCCUGCGGGCAGGUGCGGCAGGGCGUGUGUGAGAAGCGGCGCCUCGGGAACGUGGCUGAGGUGUUGUACCAGGCUGAGGACCCCGGUGAUGGGCAGUUUGUGGCUGCCAAUGCCCCAGGAGUGGCCACGGUGGGCCUGGUGGUGCCCUUGCCAAGCCGGGACCUCCUACUCGUGGCCAGAGGCCUGGCAGGCAAGCUGUCGGCAGGGGUGCCCCCCCUGACCGUGCGCCAGCUGACCGGGCCUCAGCCCUUCUCCAGUGAGGGCCUGGGCCGCCUCGUGGUGGCCGACUUCUCUGACUACAACAACAGCUACGUGGGGGCAUUUGCCGAUGCCCGCUCUGCCUACUUCGUCUUCCGCCGCCGCGGGGCCCGGGCCCAGGCUGAGUACCACUCCUACGUGGCCCGCGUCUGCCUGGGGGAUGCCAACCUUUACUCCUACGUGGAAGUGCCCGUUGCCUGCCGGGGCUACGGCCUCAUCCAGGCCGCUUUUCUUGCCCCGGGCACCCUGCUAGGGGCGUUUGCUGCCGGCCCGAGCAGGGCGCAGGCAGCCCUGUGUGCCUUUCCUCUGGCUGAACUGGACAGGAGCAUGGAGCGGGCCCGGCGACUGUGCUACACGGCAGGAGGCCGGGGUCCCAGCGGCGCAGAGGAAGCCACUGUGGAGUAUGGCGUCACGUCACGCUGCGUCACCCUGCCCCUUGACUCCCCGGGGGCGUACCCUUGUGGCGAUGAACACACCCCCAGCCCCAUCGCAGGCCGCCAGCCGCUGGAGGCUCGGCCCCUGCUGCAGCUCGAGCAGCCCGUCAGCGCCGUGGCAGCCCUGCAGGCGGACGGGCACACCAUAGCCUUCUUGGGGGACGCCCAGGGCCAGCUACACAAGGUAUUUCUCAAUGGCUCCCAAGGCCAGGUAUACCACUCCCAGCAAGUGGGGCCUCCGGGCUCAGCCAUCAGCCCAGACCUGCUGCUGGACAGCAGUGGCAGCCACCUCUAUGUCCUGACUGCCCAACAGGUGGACCGGGUCACUGUGGCAGCCUGCCCCCAGUUUCCCGACUGCACCAGCUGCCUCCAGGCCCAGGACCCACUGUGUGGCUGGUGUGUCCUCCAGGGCAGGUGUACCCGGAAGGGCCAGUGUGGGCGGGCGGGACAGCCAAACCAGUGGCUGUGGAGCUAUGAGGACAGUCACUGCCUGUCCAUCCAGAACCUGCUGCCGGCCCAUCGUCCCCGCCAGGAGCAGGGCCAGGUCACCUUGUCUGUCCCACAGCUGCCCACCCUGGCUGUGGAUGAAUACUUCCAUUGUGCCUUCGGGGACUAUGAGAGCUUGGCUUACGUGGAAGGGCCCCAUGUAUCCUGUGUCACGCCUCCCCAAGACCAAGUGCCGCUUAACCCUCCAGGCACAGACCACGUCACUAUGCCUCUGGCCCUAAUGUUCGAGGACGUGGCUGUGGCUGCUGCCAACUUCUCCUUCUACGACUGCAGUGCCAUCCAGGCCUUGGAGGUGGCUGCCCCGUGCCGUGCUUGCGUGGGCAGCCUCUGGCGAUGCCACUGGUGCCCCCAGAGCAACCGCUGUGUGUACGGGGAGCGCUGCCCAGAGGACGAGAGGACCGUGUACAGUGCCCAGGAGGUGGACAUCCAGGUGCGUGGCCCAGGGGCUUGCCCCCAGGUGGAGGGCCUGGCAGGUCCCCACCUGGUGCCUGUGGGCUGGGAGAGCCGUUUGGCCCUGCACGUGCGGAACCUUCAACAUUUCCGAGGCCGGCCUGCCUCCUACCUCUGCUGGCUGGAGCUGCCUGGAGAACGGUGGAGGCUGCCAGCCACCCUGGAGGAGACCGCUGGGGACACAGGCCUCAUCCACUGCCAGGCCCAGCAGUUCCAGCCCUCUGUGUCCCAGCGGGAGCUCCGGGUGCCCAUCUACGUCACCCGGGGCGAGGCCCAGCGGCUGGAUGACGCCCAUGCCCUUCAUGUGACCCUGUACGACUGUGCUGUGGGCCACCCUGACUGCAGCCACUGCCAGGCAGCCAAUGGGAGCCUGGGCUGCCUGUGGUGCAGUGACAGCCAGCCUGCCUGUCGCUACGGGCCGCUGUGUGCACCGGGGGCUGUGCAGCUGCUGUGUCCCAUCCCCAGCAUUGACGUGAUUGAGCCCCUGACCGGCCCCCCUGAGGGUGGCUUGGCUGUCACCAUCCUGGGCUCCAACCUGGGCCGGGCCUUUGCCGAUGUGCGGGACGCCGUGAGCGUGGCCGGCCAGCCCUGCAGCCCUGACCCCGAUCUCUACCGCACUUCUGCCCGGAUAGUGUGUUUGACGUCUCCUGCACCCAGCGGCACCACUGGGCCAGUCCAGGUGGCCAUUAAGAGUCGGCCACCAGGCAUCUCAAGCCAGCACUUCACCUACCAGGACCCCGUCCUCCUGAGCCUGAAUCCUCAGUGGGGCCCCCAGGCAGGGGGCACCCAGCUCACCAUCCACGGGCAGCACCUCCAGACAGGAGGCAACGUCCGCGCCUUUGUGGGUGGCCAACCCUGUCCCAUCCAGGAGCCAGUGUGUCCUGAAGCCAUCGUGUGCCACACGAUGCCACAGGCUGCCCCAGGAGAAGCAGCGGUCCUCGUGGUCUUUGGCCAUGCCCAGCGUACACUGCUCGCCAGCCCUUUCCGCUAUACUGCCAACCCCCAGCUUGUGGCAGCGGAGCCCAGCACCAGCUUCCGGGGGGGAGGGCGGCUGAUCCAUGUCAGGGGCACAGGCCUAGAUGUGGUGCAGCGGCCCCUGCUGUCCGUGUGGCUGGAGGCUGUGGAGGAGGUGCAGGCUUCAGGGACCCAGCAACAGGGCCCAAACCCCAGGAGGAGCUGCGGGGCCCCUGCUGUGGACACCCAGGCUUGUAUCCAGCUUGGGGGUGGCUUGCUGCAGUGCUCUACCGUGUGCUCAGUCAACUCGUCCAGCCUCCUCCUGUGCCGGAGCCCCGCCGUGCCGGACGGUGCCCGCCCGCAGCGGGUCUUCUUCGCCCUAGACAACAUGCACGUGGACUUCGCCAGCGCCAGCGGGGGCCAGCGCUUCCUGUACCAGCCCAACCCCCGCCUGGCGCCCCUCAGCCGCGAGGGCCCCGGCCACCCCUACCGCCUCAAGCCCGGCCACGUCCUGGACGUGGAGGGCGAGGGCCUCACGCUGGGCAGCAGCAAGGAGGAGGUGCGCGCGCACAUCGGCACGGGCGAGUGCCUGGUGAAGACGCUCACGCUCACGCACCUGUACUGCCAGCCGCCCCCGCGCGCGCCGCCGCCUGCGGGCCCCGACGCCUUGCCGCAGUUCGUGGUGCAGAUGGGCCACGUGCGGCUGGCCCUGGGCCCUGUGCAAUACGAGGCCGAGCCCACGGCCCCCGCCUUCCCCGUGGAGGCCCAGGCGGGCCUGGCCGGGGGCGCCGCCGUGCUGGUCGCCGCCGUGCUCCUGCUCACCCUGGUGUACAGGCAGAAGAGCGAGCAGGCCCUGCGGGACUACCAGAAGGUGCUGGUGCAGUUAGAGAGCCUGGAGACCGGCGUGGGCGACCAGUGCCGCAAGGAGUUCACAGACCUGAUGACCGAGAUGACCGACCUCAGCAGCGACUUAGAGGCCAGUGGGAUCCCCUUCCUGGACUACCGCACGUACGCCGAGCGUGCCUUUUUCCCGGGCCAUGGUGGCUGCCCGCUGCAGCCCGGGCAGGAGGGGCCUGGGGAAGAGGGCCGCCGCGCCACCGUGCGCCAGGGCCUCACGCAGCUCUCCAACCUGCUCAACAGCAAGCUCUUCCUCCUCACACUCAUCCACACCCUGGAGGAGCAGCCCAGCUUUUCCCAGAGGGACCGCUGCCAUGUGGCUUCACUGCUGUCCCUGGCGCUGCAUGGCAAGCUUGAGUACCUGACCGACAUCAUGAAGACCCUGCUUGGUGACCUGGCGGCCCAUUAUGUACACAAGAACCCCAAACUCAUGCUGCGCAGGACGGAGACCAUGGUGGAGAAGCUGCUCUCCAACUGGCUGUCCAUCUGUCUCUACGCCUUCCUGAGGGAGGUGGCUGGUGAGCCGCUGUACAUGCUCUUCCGGGCCAUCCAGUACCAGGUGGACAAGGGCCCUGUGGAUGCCGUGACAGGCAAGGCGAAACGGACCCUGAAUGACAGCCGCCUGCUGCGGGAGGAUGUGGAAUUCCGGCCCCUGACGCUGAUGGUGCUGGUGGGCCCCGGGGCUGGUGGGGCCGCAGGGGGAAGUGAGGCGCAGCGUGUGCCGGCCCGGGUGCUCGACACGGACACCAUCACCCAGGUCAAGGAGAAGGUGUUGGACCAAGUCUACAAGGGCACCCCCUUCUCCCAGAGGCCCUCAGUGCAUGCUCUAGACCUUGAGUGGCGCUCAGGUCUGGCUGGCCACCUAACCCUAUCGGAUGAGGACUUGACCUCGGUGACCCAGAACCACUGGAAGAGACUCAACACCCUGCAGCACUACAAGGUCCCAGAUGGAGCAACAGUGGGGCUCAUCCCUCAGCCGCACGACGGCAGCACCAUCUCCCAGAGCCAGGCCCACAGCCGCCCCUCGGGAGAGAACAUCCCCAUGCUGGAAGAUGGUGAGGAGGGCGGGGUACGCCUCUGGCACCUGGUGAAGGCCACCGAGGAGCCAGAAGGGGCCAAGGUGCGGUGCAGCAGCCUGCGGGAACGGGAGCGGGCACGGGCCAAGGCCAUUCCAGAAAUCUACCUCACCCGCCUGCUCUCCAUGAAGGGUACACUGCAGAAGUUUGUAGACGACACCUUCCAGGCCAUCCUCAGUGUGAACCGCCCCGUGCCCAUUGCCGUCAAGUACCUGUUUGACUUCCUGGAUGAGCUAGCAGAGAAGCAUGGCAUCGAGGACCCUGAGACCCUGCACAUCUGGAAGACUAACAGUCUGCUGCUGCGGUUCUGGGUGAACGCCUUGAAGAACCCACAGCUCAUCUUUGACGUGCGGGUGUCUGACAACGUGGAUGCCAUCCUCGCAGUCAUCGCCCAGACAUUCAUCGACUCCUGCACCGUCUCCGAGCAUAAAGUGGGCCGGGAUUCCCCAGUGAAUAAGCUGCUCUACGCCCGGGAGAUCCCUCGCUACAAGCAGAUGGUGGAAAAGUACUACGCGGACAUUCGCCAGAGCUCCCCGGCCAGCUACCAGGAGAUGAACUCGGCCCUGGCCGAGCUCUCUGGGAGUUACACCUCUGCUCCCCACUGUCUGGAGGCUCUGCAAGGCCUGUACAACCACAUCCACAGGUACUACGACCAGAUCAUCAGCGCCCUGGAGGAUGAGCCGCUGGGCCAGAAGGUGCAGCUGGCAUGCCGCCUGCAGCACAUUGCUGCCCUGGUAGAGAACAAAGUGACUGACCUGUGAGCUUAGAGAGCAGCCAACACGACCUGCUGCCAUAGGACUGAGCAAGUGACCAAGGAGGGGCCGGCAGAGCCUGGGGUGCUAUGCCCAGCAGCAGGCUCCUGCCCACCGCCUGCCCCACCAGCCCGCCUGCCUCCCCACCCGGGCUCGUGUCUAAUUUAUAAUGGCCCCUCCCUCUCCUCCUCCCCCCACUGUAUUUAUUUGCUUGCUGGAGAAUCACAUCUGGAAAUAAAACCGACAUACAUCUCUCUA
Messenger RNA from Lemur catta (Ring-tailed lemur), 6232 nucleotides. RefSeq names its product plexin B3 (gene PLXNB3). Gene Ontology annotation, molecular function: semaphorin receptor activity; protein binding. Gene Ontology annotation, biological process: negative regulation of cell migration; positive regulation of axonogenesis; negative regulation of cell adhesion. Lineage: Eukaryota; Metazoa; Chordata; Mammalia; Primates; Lemuridae. The transcript has 36 exons. Bases 116 to 5983 code for a protein of 1955 amino acids. Gene Ontology annotation, cellular component: semaphorin receptor complex. The record is from RefSeq and is a predicted model, not a curated record.